GCACAGUCCCUUCCCAGCUUCAAUCCGCGCCACCUUUUCCCUCGGCCCGCGCGGGGCCCAGCUGACGGGCCGCGUUGUUUACGGGCCGGAGUCGAGCCCUCGCUCCCGCCGCCGCCACCAGCCCAGGUGCCCGCCCGUUCGCGCGUCCCUCUGUUUCAGACUCCACAGAACGCGACCCACCCAGAGCUGCACCGGGCGAAGAAACAGGAGGCCUGGAAAGGGGGCGCACGGCGGUGAGCUCUGGACCCUGCGAUUGCAGGCACGGGACCGGGCCUGGGUGACCCGGGGCCGUAGUCUGCGGGCCGCGCCACCUCGUUGGUUGAAGCUGAGGCCUCUGUGCUCUUCCCGGGGCUGUCCCCAGGGCCCUCUCGCCUGGAGAGCUGCGGCCCGCGAGCCACCGGCGUGGAAGAGACGGGCGCGUGGCCCCUAGAGCCUCUCCGGCGACCUCCUCGCGGACUAUGUCCCCAGCGGGACGGCGUGGCGUGCUCUGAUCGCCGGGGUCCCUGCGCUCCUACAGCCAUGGGCUCCGGGAAACGACGUGAGACCUUGCCGUUGCUGGUGGCCGUGGCCGCGUUGCUGGUGGGCGCAGCCGGCCACCUGUACCCCGGCGAGGUGUGCCCUGGCAUGGACAUCAGGAACAACCUGACCAGGCUGCAUGAGCUGGAGAACUGCUCAGUCAUCGAGGGCCAUCUGCAGAUCCUCUUGAUGUUCAAAACCAGACCCGAAGAUUUCCGAGACCUCAGUUUCCCCAAACUCAUCAUGAUCACAGACUACCUGCUUCUUUUCCGUGUCUAUGGCCUGGAGAGUUUGAAAGACCUCUUCCCCAACCUUACAGUCAUCCGAGGCUCCCGCCUCUUCUUCAACUAUGCCCUGGUCAUCUUUGAGAUGGUCCACUUGAAGGAGCUGGGGCUCUACAACCUCAUGAACAUCACCCGGGGCUCUGUCCGCAUUGAGAAGAAUAAUGAGCUCUGUUACCUGGCCACCAUUGACUGGUCUCGGAUCUUGGAUUCUGUGGAGGACAACUACAUCGUGCUGAACAAAGAUGACAAUGAGGAGUGUGGGGAUGUCUGUCCAGGCACUGCCAAGGGCAAGACCAACUGCCCUGCCACCGUCAUCAAUGGGCAGUUUGUGGAACGGUGCUGGACACACAGUCAUUGUCAGAAAGUUUGUCCGACCAUCUGUAAGUCACAUGGCUGCACAGCUGAAGGCCUGUGCUGCCACAAGGAGUGCCUAGGCAACUGUUCGGAACCCGAUGACCCCACCAAGUGUGUGGCCUGUCGCAACUUCUACCUGGAUGGUCGCUGUGUGGAGACCUGCCCGCCCCCUUACUACCACUUCCAGGAUUGGCGCUGUGUGAACUUCAGCUUCUGCCAAGACCUUCACUACAAAUGCAGAAACUCUAGGAAGCCCGGCUGUCACCAAUACGUCAUUCACAACAACAAGUGCAUCCCGGAGUGUCCUUCUGGCUAUACAAUGAAUUCCAGCAACUUAAUGUGCACCCCGUGUCUGGGACCCUGCCCUAAGGUCUGCCAAAUCCUCGACGGCGAGAAGACCAUUGACUCUGUGACAUCUGCCCAGGAGCUCCGAGGCUGCACUGUGAUCAAUGGCAGCCUGAUCAUCAACAUUCGAGGAGGCAACAAUCUGGCAGCUGAGCUGGAGGCUAACCUUGGCCUCAUUGAAGAAAUCUCAGGGUUCCUAAAGAUCCGGCGCUCCUAUGCUCUAGUAUCGCUUUCUUUCUUCCGGAAGCUACAUCUGAUUCGAGGAGAGACCUUGGAAAUCGGGAACUACUCUUUCUAUGCCUUGGACAACCAGAACCUCAGGCAGCUCUGGGACUGGAGCAAGCACAACCUCACCAUCACUCAGGGCAAGCUCUUCUUCCACUACAACCCCAAACUCUGCUUGUCAGAAAUCCAUAAGAUGGAAGAGAUUUCUGGAACUAAGGGCCGCCAGGAGAGGAACGACAUUGCCCUGAAGACCAAUGGGGACCAGGCAUCCUGUGAAAAUGAGUUACUUAAAUUUUCUUUCAUUCGGACAUCUUUUGACAAGAUCUUGCUGAGGUGGGAGCCCUACUGGCCCCCUGACUUCCGAGACCUCUUGGGAUUCAUGCUUUUCUACAAAGAGGCCCCUUAUCAGAAUGUGACGGAGUUUGAUGGUCAGGAUGCUUGUGGCUCCAACAGCUGGACUGUGGUAGAUAUUGACCCACCCCAGAGGUCCAACGACCCCAAGUCUCAAACCCCAAGCCACCCUGGGUGGCUAAUGCGGGGUCUCAAGCCCUGGACCCAAUAUGCCAUCUUUGUCAAGACCUUGGUUACCUUCUCAGAUGAACGCCGGACCUACGGAGCCAAAAGUGACAUCAUCUAUGUGCAGACAGAUGCCACCAAUCCUUCUGUCCCCCUGGACCCCAUAUCGGUUUCUAAUUCCUCAUCUCAGAUUAUCUUAAAGUGGAAGCCCCCCUCUGACCCCAACGGCAACAUCACACACUACUUGGUCUACUGGGAGAGGCAGGCAGAGGACAGCGAGCUGUUUGAGUUGGAUUAUUGUCUCAAAGGGCUGAAGCUCCCCUCACGGACCUGGUCCCCACCUUUUGAGUCUGAUGAUUCUCAGAAGCACAAUCAGAGCGAGUAUGACGAUUCAGCCAGCGAAUGCUGUUCCUGCCCCAAGACCGACUCUCAGAUCCUGAAGGAGCUGGAAGAGUCUUCGUUUAGGAAGACCUUUGAGGAUUACCUGCAUAAUGUGGUUUUUGUCCCCAGAAAACCCUCUGCAGGCAGUGGUGCCGAGGACACUAGGCCAUCUCGAAAGCGAAGAUCCCUUGAAGAGGUGGGGAAUGUGACAGCCACCAUGCCUACACUUCCAGAUUUUCCUAACACCUCCUCCACCAUUGCACCUACGAGUCAGGAGGAACACAGGCCAUUUGAGAAAGUGGUGAACAAGGAGUCACUUGUCAUCUCUGGCCUGAGACACUUCACUGGCUAUCGCAUUGAGCUGCAGGCAUGCAACCAAGACUCCCCAGAAGAGAGGUGCAGUGUGGCUGCCUACGUCAGUGCCCGGACCAUGCCUGAAGCUAAGGCAGAUGACAUUGUUGGCCCUGUGACCCACGAAAUCUUUGAGAACAAUGUUGUACACUUAAUGUGGCAAGAACCAAAGGAACCCAAUGGUCUGAUUGUGCUGUAUGAAGUGAGCUAUCGGCGAUAUGGCGAUGAGGAGCUGCACCUCUGUGUCUCCAGGAAGCAUUUUGCCCUGGAGCGGGGCUGCAGGCUUAGAGGGCUCUCCCCAGGGAACUACAGUGUUCGAGUCCGGGCUACCUCCCUGGCAGGCAAUGGCUCCUGGACAGAACCCACCUAUUUUUACGUGACUGAUUAUUUAGAUGUCCCAUCAAAUAUUGCCAAAAUUAUCAUCGGGCCCCUCAUCUUUGUCUUCCUCUUCAGUGUUGUGAUUGGAAGUAUUUAUCUAUUCCUGAGAAAGAGGCAGCCAGAUGGGCCGAUGGGACCAUUGUAUGCAUCUUCAAACCCUGAAUACCUCAGUGCCAGUGAUGUGUUUCCUUCUUCUGUGUACGUGCCGGAUGAGUGGGAGGUGCCUCGAGAGAAGAUCACCCUUCUACGAGAGCUGGGGCAGGGAUCCUUUGGUAUGGUGUAUGAGGGCAAUGCCAAGGAUAUCAUCAAGGGUGAGGCAGAGACCCGUGUUGCAGUGAAGACUGUCAAUGAGUCAGCCAGUCUCCGAGAACGGAUCGAGUUCCUCAACGAGGCAUCGGUCAUGAAGGGAUUCACCUGCCAUCAUGUGGUUCGCCUCCUUGGGGUGGUAUCCAAAGGCCAGCCAACACUGGUAGUGAUGGAAUUGAUGGCUCAUGGAGACCUGAAGAGUCACCUCCGUUCCCUGCGCCCGGAUGCUGAAAAUAACCCAGGCCGUCCUCCCCCUACCUUGCAAGAGAUGAUUCAGAUGACAGCAGAAAUUGCUGAUGGCAUGGCAUACUUGAAUGCCAAGAAGUUUGUGCACCGGGACCUGGCAGCUCGAAACUGCAUGGUUGCUCAUGAUUUUACCGUCAAAAUUGGAGACUUUGGGAUGACGAGAGACAUCUAUGAGACAGAUUACUAUCGGAAAGGGGGCAAGGGCUUGCUGCCUGUACGGUGGAUGUCACCUGAGUCCUUGAAGGACGGAGUCUUUACUGCUUCUUCUGAUAUGUGGUCCUUUGGGGUGGUCCUUUGGGAAAUCACUAGCCUGGCUGAGCAACCAUACCAAGGCCUGUCUAACGAACAGGUGUUGAAAUUUGUCAUGGAUGGAGGCUAUCUGGAUCCACCUGAUAAUUGUCCUGAGAGACUCACUGACCUGAUGCGCAUGUGCUGGCAGUUCAACCCCAAGAUGAGGCCAACCUUCCUGGAAAUUGUCAACCUGCUGAAGGAUGACCUCCACCCCAGCUUUCCAGAGGUUUCCUUCUUCUACAGCGAAGAGAACAAGGCUCCCGAGAGUGAGGAGCUGGAGAUGGAGUUCGAGGACAUGGAGAAUGUCCCCUUGGAUCGGUCCUCUCACUGUCACAGGGAAGAAGCUGGGGGCCGGGAGGGAGGGUCCACUCUGAGCAUCAAACGGACCUAUGAUGAACACAUCCCAUACACCCACAUGAACGGGGGCAAGAAGAAUGGGCGUGUGCUCACCCUGCCCAGGUCAAACCCUUCCUAACAGCGCCUGCUGGGGAAGAACUCUUUCUCUUUUAAAACUCUUCUCUAGUUUGACCGCCUCCAGGAAACUCAGGAUUAUCAGGACUCUACCCAGAUGUGAAACUGAGCUCAGAGAUAGUUCAUACACGUUUCUGUUUGUCUUUUGACCUAAAAAUACACACGUGUGAUUGCCAACCCUGCAAGCCAGUGGAGGGCUAACUGUGAACCUAGAGGGGUUGGGCUUUCCACGGACACGUUCCCCUCUCCCAUCCACGGUUUCAAACCAGGAUAUUGUUGUUGCUGUUGUUUUCCUCGUAGGCUGAAAGAAUGCACCUGUUUUUACAGGCAUUUUUCUUUUCUUGCUAGUGUCUGAGUUACAGUUAGUUGUCAAGGACAGAAUUUAUUUAUGGAACACAAGUAAGAAAGCUAAGGAGAGAGAGAGACGGAAAAAAACAAAAAACCCAACCCACAGCACCCUGUUCUACAAUUACAUGCUUUGCAGGGUUGGGCUUUGAGAAGAUUUUAUUAAUCUGAGAGAGGGGCUUUAUUUUAGCUUUGUUUUCUUCAUUCACAAAAUCAGUUCCUCAAAUUGACCAAUAGCUGCUGCUUUCAUAUUUUAUUUUGGGAAAGGGUGUGUAGUCCUCUGUGUGUGCUUCUGUUCACACCUGUGUGUGUUUGUGUGCGUGUCGCGUCCAGGCUAGAGAUCACAGGGUGGGGUGGGGAUUGUGUGUGUGUGUGUGUGUGUAAAACAUUAUCUGGACUGAUGCUUGGGGAAUUUAUUGGCUCAUGAAGCUCCUGCUGCUUGGAGUGGGUGACCUCACCUUGUCCUUCCUUCUUAGGGUCUCAGCGUCUGUACCAUCUAGAGAUGCUUCUCGGUCAUUUCAGAAGUCGUGCUCAGGUGUCUUCUUUCCCUCCCUUUGGCAAUGUUUUCCAAAAACUGAGGGAGGACCAUUUGGUCUGGAUUCAUCAAGGGUGUUUGGAAGACCAAACAAAGCAAAGGACACACACACACAAGUACACACACCGGACAGAAGUAGAAAGAAGUCAGAUAAUAAUUUUGAGAAUAUAUUUGUAACAUAUUUAAUGCUUAAGGAAUCUCUGGCAUGAGCCUAAUAAGUUAUUAUUUCUUUGGGGGCAGAGGAAGUAGUGGGCACACCUGCCUGUGUAGGGAGACAGGAGGGAAUGGCCUCUUGUGUUUGGUCUUUGAAGCACAUGUUUUUUGGGGAAUUAUACCACAUUAGCUGCUAGCCCUUUAGGACACUGUGAGGCCUUGUGGAGUAUAUGGGAAACUGGAUUUUUGACUGAUUCUUCUAGCAAGUUGGACUGGAUGUCUCUUGCUUGCAUACACUGGUGGUCCUGGAGCUGAGCUGGCCUUCCAGAACACCUGUGUUCAUCUUUGGGUUUUUCUCUGCUCGUGUACCUCACCUCUUCAAGGCCUACUUGUUGCUCAGUCAUUGUAUAAACACAGAAAACUCAUCCCAAAGACCAACGGCACAGGAGGACUUUGAGAACACUAAGCAAUAUAAGGAGAUGCCCCCUUAGGAUAGCAGUUGGUCUCCUCCCCCGGGGGACAUCGGCUGUUCUCCACACUAAACUCCCACAGCUGCUCUUGGUUCCCAGGGACCUCAGCUCGGGCAGGUGUGGUGCCUGAGUCUCUUUCUCAGGUGCUAAUGUUUCAGUCCCUAGAGACUACAGUCUGGAGGAGAAGACAUCAGAGACUUUCUUGCCACCACCAAGAACUCCUGAAAGGAUGUGAACCCACAGCUUCCUCUCUUUGCAUAAAACUACAGCUGCUCAAGUAAAAGAAGCAAACAGCCAUGGUGAACUCAUGGAUCGGGGCUCAGAAUCCUCUCACACGUUCUUCCCUGCCUGUGUUUCCCCACGAAUAUCUGAUACCUUUCUUCUCCUCUAAGAGAUGCGAGAUAAAGACACAGUGUCCACCCCCAAAUCCUCCUAAUUCUUGGUUGAGAACACAAGUAGACACAGAUUCUGAUUGCCAGUUGCUGUCAAAUUCAUAUUAGAAAAGCGACAGAUGUAAAAUGUUACCAGGGAACUCGGUGGUUGGUACAAGAAGAAAGUCACGGUUAUUUUCACCCAAAUCACUUUGUAACUAGAGGGUUUGUGCAUCGGUGGAAGACAUGUAGGUCUGAUAUUUGUUGUUUCUUUUUCCUUUUCACAGUAAAUUUGUAGUGGUCAGAUGCUACACUAGCAGGAAUUUCCACAUUUUUCUAAUUCAAAAGGUUUUCUUAUAUUACUGGGGAAAGUAUUUAUUUUAAUAUAUAAAAUCACUCUUGAAAAUCACUUUUGUAAAAAAAUGGUGUGCAUGUAAAUUUUUUUUAUCAAGGAAAAAAUAAAAACAGGUGAGUGUGGGUCAUGUUUUUAUUUCUCUCAGCACAGUCUACCUCAGUGUCUUGUUAGGAUGAGGUUCAGUCCCAGGCGUCGAGGCUUUGGAAUUCUGGCUGGAUCGUGCUCUGAGUUGGGGAGCUGUGUACCAGCUGAUUUCCGAAUGCCACAGACUAGGAAGAACUUUGAGGGAGGGAGUUGGAAUGAAGUUAGAACCUUCCUGUGAACAUGGAUUCUUCUCUUCGCUGGUAUUCUUCUGAGUGUAACCGUAUACAGCUUUUUGUUGAUGCACACUCCUCACACAAGCCGUGCUUCAGUCCGUCUUGAUUUAGCCUCUCUGUGAGGUCCUCAUGUUCAGGUCUUUUGGGGAGAGGUAAUAAACUACCACCGACAGCUGUCACACGAAAUCUCCCAGACAUGAAUGCAAAGGCACUUUGAGUUCUCUGACCGUUAUUUCUCAGCUCUUUUCAGACCUGUGAGGCUUUGGGUGUCUGAGGGCACCUCCUAUACAACCAGCCAAUAUGAGGGCAUUUGGGGGAAAUCCUAAUCCAAAACCCAUUAGUUUCUUGAACAUAUUUUGAACAAUAAAAUAGGAGCCCUCUGCUAGGAAUUGGUUGCCCUCAAGCUGACACUGUUUGGCCUUGUGCAGUUUUGGGAAGUCUGGAAGUCAAGGCAGGGCCAGCAUGGCCCCUGUUUUCAGGCUUCCCAUUUCUUACUUCAUCUUGGGGCACAGCCCUUGAAAGUUCACUCUUCUCCAUCUUCUAUGGAGAGGUGUACCAACUUGGGAUGACCCUAUCAAAAAGGACUUCACCAAUUCCAUUUUGAUAUCUAAUGCUGCUGGGGAGGGAAUAAGCUGUUGAGUUAUGAGACUCAUUUUGGCUUCAGAAGAUAUUAGCUUUGUAAGAAAAGAAUCUUGGGACCUAGAAAAUCGUGGCUCUCCCGAGAGUUUGUAGUGAUGGGUGAGAGGGGAACAAAAGAAACAAAACCAGGAUACAUUGACACUUCGCUGUGUGUUUUGGAAGAUGUCUCAUCAUUUUAAAAGUCUUUUUAUGAUGGUGAAAGUCACACAGCCAUUUCUUCCAGGAUAACAGCAGAUAUGUUUUCUGUCUGGUUCAAUGAUAGCAAGCACACACCAGGAAAUGUUCGUGUUCUGGAGCCCUUCUAGAUGCUUCCUGUCGUUUGAAGCUAACUGGAUGGGAAGAGCACUAAUGGUUUUCUGGAGUUAGGCUGAGCACAGUUUGGGAGAAUGUGGAGAUGGGCAGGGAGAGCUGCAUGUCUAUUUCUGUGGCUUUUGGGAGUGAUGUCACCCAACACAGGUCAUCCUUACUAUCUUACCAGGACAGAUAGUCUACCAUGCAGAGUGAUUAAUUAUGGGGUUAAGGACUAUAAAUUUAUUUGAAGUCCACCAUAACACUGGCCAGUGAGCAGUAUCACUGUGCAAGUCUAGUUCAUACUGGCAAUCUUAGCAAAUGAGUGGCUGUCAUUCUACCAAAGGUUUUUCUAGUUCCUGAUAGGUGAAUGUGUUCUGGAUACCAGCUGGUGACUUCAUGAGAACAUAUAAUCUUCAAAAAUUAUAGUUGUUUUGAACAUGGAAAAGAAAAAUGCUGAUUUUGUGUAAAUGACACACAUAGGGUAGAGCCAUUUUAAAAAACCUUCCAGAAUGUUCCUCAGAAUAUGAAUUUACACAAGAGAUGAGGUUGUGAAGUAGGAAUAAAUGAUUAUCCCUUGCUGUUUAAACUUUUAAGAGACCAUGACUGAAGGCAUAUUUAUCCUCAGGUGGUCCUCAAGAAAUAGAGAUCCGUGAGUAUUUGCGCUUACUUGAUGCCAAUCAAGGUUCAGAAUCAGUCUCUGGUCAAUUUUUUAUCUAUAUGUGAGCCACUAAAAAAGCAAAACAAAAACUUGUUAAAAACUAGAUUAUGAACCUGGGACCCAUGUUAUCAUUUGAGAAGGAAGGACCCUAAUGUGUGUGUGUGUGUGUCUGUGUGUCCAUGCACAUGUCCAGGAAUGGCUUGUUUGGUCCUUAUCCUUUGUAUCAAAGUUGCUGCUCCUUGCCCCUUUAUGUGCCUGGGUAGCUACACCCCAUAUAUCAGCAGUGUGGGAUCAAAUGUGCCACAGUGCUGUAGAAAACUCAGAAACUCAAAACCCACCCAAAACAGUGAUGUUUUCUUUUAAGAGCCAAGUAGCAUCAUGUACAGAAUAUGCCUUCUUUGUGAGGGGAGGGGAGGGGCUGAAAUUGUUCUGCAUGUACAAUACAGGCUAAUUACUUGUUUAUAUUAAAAUUUGGAAUAAAUUA
Alexandromys fortis (reed vole) is the source of this 9282-nucleotide messenger RNA. It is a transcript of the gene Insr, whose product is annotated as insulin receptor. The record is from RefSeq and is a predicted model, not a curated record. Gene Ontology annotation, molecular function: phosphatidylinositol 3-kinase binding; ATP binding; insulin receptor activity. The transcript has 22 exons. NCBI's taxonomy places the organism in Eukaryota, Metazoa, Chordata, Mammalia, Rodentia, Cricetidae. Gene Ontology annotation, biological process: protein autophosphorylation; glucose homeostasis; cell surface receptor protein tyrosine kinase signaling pathway. Gene Ontology annotation, cellular component: plasma membrane; insulin receptor complex; axon. The coding region runs from base 520 to 4668 and encodes 1382 amino acids.